AUGGCAGCAAAUUCAACCGCUAGAUGUUGUCGUAAACUCUUUCAGGACACUGCUCCACGAGCAGCAGUUCAGGAUACAAUGAAGAAUCUCAUGCGCUUGGAGGCAGAGCGAAUGGCAACCAAGUGGAACUUCGACGUGACCAAGGCUAGCUCCUACACACCGGUGCCUGAGCCGACCACAAGUUCUCACCCGACUUUGCAAUGGCAGCUCUUCCAACCCAAGGCCUCCUUCUAUGCGAGAUCACCACGGCGUCUGAAGGCCCGCAGACGACUCAACCCCAGCCUUGCACAGAAACUCUGUCAAGAGCUAUACGGGCCGCGGAGGACGCUCUCAGACAUUAACUUUAGUGGUCUACUGGGUCCCGACUUCAAAUUCGGAUCCCCGCAGCCAGAGCGUGGGGUGGCACAACGACUGACUCCGGAAGAAACGCCGGGAUUAACUGUAGGCCACGUGGUUGGUACGCUUCCAGUUUCAUCAUCCUUGCCCAGCGGCAGUACUGAUGAAGAGCCUGCCUGUCCCUGCUCUUCCUUCGCCGAACCGACCUCAAUGUUUGGGGAAUUUUUCCAAUGCAAUCAACACAGUCCGAUUGCGGAGACCAUAUUCGGACCCAGACCAGCAAAUACCCUCAAUGCUAACAAUGAGCAAGUCCCCACUGGGAAGAGAAAGUCCGAGGCCAGGGUCACCGGUGAGUUAAAAAGCAUAUUUUAGGGUUAAUGUAGUGUACUUGAAAUGUUCUGUGAACCGAUCCUCGUCAGGGACCUUUAAAAUGCCGUGCAGAAAUCUCAGUCAUUGGUAAAUUACUCACACAUUUCUUAAGAUGGGACACUGACAACCAAUCAGACUCUGUGACCUGCUAUAGGAAACUUAAUUAAAUCGGUCUGCAGGUUUGAAUUAUUGAUCGCCACAAUUAGAUUGGCAGUAAGAAACGGCAAAUCGAAUAAUGCCAAACACCUGUUAGGCGACUGCAGGGUGGAUUUUUCCCCGGCUAGAUCGCAAUUGGUAGUCAGGAAUGGAGAAGCGGACGGCUACCUUAACCCUAACCUCAACCUUAAACGUUAUCCGUUAACCUUAAAGGCUACCCUAACCCUAGCCGAAAUCGUAAGUGUAACCGUAGCCCUUAGACAUAGCCGUAACUGAGAACCUAAUCAUAAUACGGAAACUUAAUCGUACGCUCAAACCCUGACCGUAACCCGAAAACCUAAGCCUAAGGGCAUAACCCUAACCCGAAAAUCGGAAACCAUUAACCGGUAUCCUAAUCUUAACCUCAAACGUAAAAUGGAAGCCUAAUGGGUCAGAUGUGAUUAUGGAGCCCCACAAAAUAGCACCAGUAAACAAACCCUCCCACCGUCUGCAAUACGGGUCCUGGUUACCAACUGCGAUCUAGCCUUUUCCACCGUUUAUGCUUACUUAUUUGACUCUACCUCUCACUCAAGGACCUUAUUUGCUAGACUCGUUUAAUGCCCAUUCAAUCUUUUGUCCCAAUCAAAGUGACUAUUGCCUCUUACUGUGUCCUCCCUCGCCCAUUUCAGACUUCUUCGUUAUUAACCGACGUCCAAAAGUUGCGAAAAAAUAG
Molecule: messenger RNA, 1573 nt
Organism: Spirometra erinaceieuropaei
Lineage: Eukaryota; Metazoa; Platyhelminthes; Cestoda; Diphyllobothriidea; Diphyllobothriidae
Source: the annotation of a GenBank genome assembly